AUGGCCACUGAAUUAUUAUAAGAGAAUUAUGAAUUCAAUGCUCCACCUAGAGUGGUUUAGAAGAUGAAAUAUAGAGAGGAUAGGGAAGCUUGUAACAUUAUGUGGGAUAAGAGGGUCAUUAGAGGGAAUACAUAUUCAAGUGUUUUGAAUAAAUCUGAACCAACUAUGUAAACCACUAUAAAGAGGAUUCAAAAUACAAAAGUAGUGACUGAGAAGAAGGAAGAUGAAACUAUUCAUGAUGAAGAAACUUAAACUGACCCUAAUGUUGAAGAGUUAACUGAUAAACCACCUAGACAUCUCAAAGAAACUCAAACAGAAUUCAUAAUCGAGAAAGUUGUACCAAGAUUGUACAUGAAAGAGAAGACAGGAAUUGAUGAAGAAACUCAAGUGUGGGAUGAUGGAGAACUGUUUAAUUUUGAAUAUGAAGCUGAACCAAUACUCUAAGUAUUAGUAAGGAAAACUUUGGAUUUAAGUAGAAUGGAAGUAUUAUAAGAAGAGGAGCUUAGAGAAAUGAAGGAGAAGUAAGAGCAUUAUUAGAAAUUAAAACAAAUGGAAAUGGCUGAAUAAGAUAGGUUAGAAAAGAAAGAAUAACAGUUAUAUAAUGAGAAUAUUAAAUUAAAAUAACAAUUCCAUAAUUAAAAAUAGAGGGAUAUAAAGACACAUGAAAAAUUAGUCAGUAGAGCAUCAGCUAAGAAAUAUCUAUCAAAAUGUGUUAAUUUAGCAUUAUAAUAAUUGGAACUUAGUGGAUAUUUUAGAGAUCCUAUUGAAAUAUAAUUAGUAUCUGAAUAUUUACCUUGGAUUUAUUAGGAUGUAACAAAUGAAUUAUAGAAUUCUAAUCUUAUCCUUGUUGAAUAUAACUAAAUGUUAGAUAAUAUUGAUGAUAAAAUGUUUUAAUUACAUACAAAUACAUUAUCUUUAGAAAGAAAUCGAAGAUAAUCAAUAUUAGAUGAAAGAGAAAGAUAGAGAAUAGCAAAAGAAGAGGCUGAUAGAUAAAGAAGAGAGAGAAGAAAAAUUAGAUUGGAAAAGGAAAGAAGAUAGAAAUUAAAAGAGACAGUUCAAGAAUAAUUAAUAUCUAAAGGAGAAGAAAAAGAAUGGUUUAAUUUAAUAUCAGAUAUUGAUGGAUAUUAUUAAGGAACUAAUACUAUUGGUUAUUUGGGAGGUAUUAUUGGUUAAUUUGUUAUAAUUAUUAAUGCAUUACAAUAAGUUGGAGAAACAAUAGAAGAUAUAUCUGAAUUGAUUUCAAAUUCAAUAGCUGCAUUACCAGAAGGAACCAUAAUUGAAGUUGGAUUAAGAGAUUAAAUUGAUUAAAUGUUAGCUGAUAUUGAACGUAUCAUCUAUUAAUUAAAAUUUUAGCUGAAUUGACAUUAGCCAACUUACCAGAAUAGUUAACGUAAGGAAUUGAAAAUGCUAUCAAAUCAAAUAUUAUCUAUAGUUUAUAAUAGCAUUGGUCAUAAUUUGGAUUUCUUCAAAAUAUUAAUCAAAUUAUAGAUUUGGUUAUUAAAAGUCUCUUUGAAAAUAGACCUAAGAUCAAAUGGUCAAAAAUUAAAGGUUAAGUAGAUUUUCAAAAGAUUCCAUGCCUUGUUAAAUUAUUACCAGGAAUGGAAUCUUUACGAUUUCAUCCAAAAUCAGGAAAAACAAGAGUUGAAAAAUAAGUUGAAGAUGAAGCCACUGAAGAAGAAAUAAUAAACCCUUAAAAUCUUGGAGAAGCAAUGGUUGAUACCAAAGCAACUGCAUUUAUUCCUUAAGUAUUUAUUAUUUAAAAUUUUUUAUAGAAUGAAGAAAUUCAAACUGCUGUUAUUCAUAAUGUAGCUGAAUUCCACCUUAGAAAUUUAAUUAUAUAAUAAAUUGGUGAAUAAGAUAUACAAUGGCUUGUCAAUUUUACAGAAAAAUGUUAACAAUUAGAGACAUAAAUAAUAGAGAUUUUAAAUCCUCAACUGCCUUAAUUGGAAGUUUAGUAAUAUUGA
Messenger RNA from Paramecium primaurelia, 1964 nucleotides. The record is from the annotation of a GenBank genome assembly. Lineage: Eukaryota; Ciliophora; Oligohymenophorea; Peniculida; Parameciidae.